UGACCUUUUUUCUUUGUUUUAUGUAUAUACAUAUAUGUAUGUAUGCUCCUACAAUAUAAAAAAAUUAUUUUUUGAGAUCAUAAUAUAAUUACAUCAUUUUCCCCUUCCUUUUCCUUCCUCCAUACCCUUUCAUGUAAGCCCCCUUUCUCUUUUUCAAAUUCAUGGUCUCUUUUUCUUUGUUGUUACGUAUAUAUGCGUGUAACAUAUAUAUGUGUGUGUGUAUAUAAAUACAUAUAUACCCUUAUACACACAUAAAUACAAUCUGCUCAGUCUGAAUAAUGUUAUUUGUAUGUUUUCAGGGCUGACCAUUUGGCACUGAAUAACCAACUGGUAUGCUCUUCCUUGGGUAGACUAUUUCUUCAGAUCUCAGCACUCCUUAGUUGCCUGUGGUUCUUUGUCUAGGCUUGAGGCCUCAUGAGAGUUCCUUCUUCUCUGAUAGCAUGUCUAUUAAUGUUGUCUUUGUUCAGCUCAUGUUUAGACCGGCAUGUUGGUGGGACUUCGUGGGUAUAGCUUCUGGGUACCAGGCUUUCUUUUUUGGGCCACCAACCAGCUCCCAAAUCAUGACAUGGAGACUCCUUAUUAGUUAUGAAUGCUUGACCUAGCUUAGGCUCAUUUCUAGCUACUUCUUUAACUUAACCUGUUUCUCGUUAUCUACUUUGCCUCGGGGCUUUUUACCUUUCUUCCUUCUGAAUAGCUAGCUUAUUUUCACUGCUUCUCGUGUCUGGCUGGUGGCUGCCCGGCUUCUGGCCCUGGGUGUGUCCUUCUCUUUCCCCCUCCUUCUCUUCUCUGAUUUAGACUCCUCCUCCUAUUUAUUCUCUCUGCUCACCAGCCCCACCCAUCCCUCUCCUGCCUAGCUAUUGUCUGUUCAACUUUUUAUUAGACCAAUCAGGUGCCUUAGGCAGGCAAGGUGAAACAAAUGCAACACAUCUUUACAUAGUUAAACAAAUGCAGCACAAACAAUUGUAACACAUCCUUACAUCAUUAAAGUAAUAUUCAGCAGCUUGAACAAAUGUAACACAUCUUUGCCCAGUUAAAAUAAUAUUCCACAACACUUCUGACAUUUGUUUGUUUGUUUUGGAGACAGGGUUUCUCUGUGUAACAGCUCUGGUUGUCCUACAACUCUCUUUGUAGACCAGGCUGGCCUCGAACUCACAGAGCUCUCUCCACCUGCCUCUGUCUCCUGAGAGCUAGGGUUAAAGGCGUGUUCCACCACCAUCCAGCCCAGCUUCUGACAUUUCUAGGAGACACAAUCUCACAGCAAAACCCCAGCUCCUGUGCCCCCCUCUUCCACAAUGGUCCCUAAGCCUUAGGUAUAGGAACUGUAUUGUAGAUGUACCAGCUGGGACUGGGCUCUUUAACUCUGCAUUUUGAUUGGAUGUAGUUUUCUGUAAUGGUCUCUGUCUGUUACAAAGAGAAGUUUCCUUCCGAGGGGUGAGAACUACAGUUAUCUGUGGGUGUAAGGACAAAUAUUUAGAGUAUAGUUAGGGAUUAUGCUGGUUUAGUAAAUUGGUGGUUGUAGGUUCUCCUCCAAGAUCCAUAACUUCCCUAGCCCUAGGUAGUUGACAAGAUUUCCAGUGCCAGGCAUGGUUUCCCAGUUGUUAAGUGGGUCUUAAGUCUUAUUAGAGAGCUUCUGGUUACCACCAAGAUAUGCAUGCCUCUAUUUCACCUUAGAGUUAUGGUGCCACGUCAGUCAUUGAUGUGGCUCAUAGGCAGCAUUGGUUGCUUCUCUCCUUUGGAAGCUUUUCGUGGCACCUCUGGUACCACAAAAGCUAGUCCUGAGGGAGGAGGCUUUCAGGUGAAUCUGAGCCCUGUGUCUGAAGUGUAUUAUGUCUUCAGUAAUAGGGACUUAGCUUCUACCUUUGGGGGGCAACUGAGGACAAUAGCAAUAGCCUAUAAUGUUUUGGGAGUCUCUUGGACAACCCUGACCAACAACUAACAAGAGGGCUGCUCAUACCCAGUGUUGUGAUGAUCUGUGUCUCUCCAAGGGAGCACUCUCAGCCCAGACGGGAAAAUCGCACUUCAACUCGAUAUGUCUGUCUAUAUACUGACUUACAUGAAUUAUAGGGAUUUUUAGGUAGAUAGUUAAAAGUUUAAUUACUGCUGGGCAUGGUGGUGCACGCCUUUAAUUCCAGCACUCGGGAGGCAGAGGCAGGCUGAUCUCUGUGAGUUCAAGGCCAGCCUGAUCUACAGAGUGAGAAUCCAGGACAGCCAGAGAUACACAGAGAAACCUUGUCUUGAAGCCGCCCCCACCCCCCAAAAAAAAGACAAUAGAGGAUGAUUCCUUAUGACUUUUCCAGAAUCCUACUGCUAUUUUAUCAUCCUUCCUCCUUUAGUAUUUAUCUCCCCCAUUCCUAGUCAGAGCCCCUCAUUUUCCCCAUUUCCUCCUUCAGAUCACCUGUGCCCUGCUAGUCCCCUCUCCUUUUCUUGAAUUGUUGAUGAGUGUGUAUGUUCCUACAAUGAAAGUUUUAAAAUUUAUUUUAUGUGUAGUGGUGUUGGCCUGAAUGUAUGUACCACAUGCAUACAGUAGAAGAAGAGGGUAUGUAAUCCUUUGGAACUGGCUUUACACAAGGCUGUGAACCAUCAUGUGGGUGCUGGGAAUUAAACCUAGGUUCCCUGGAAGAGCAGCCAUUUCUCUUAACUGCUGAGCCAGCUCUCCAGCCCUCUUGCAAUCUUAUGUGGGAUCCCCACUCUCUUUCAUCAGGAAAUGGCCCAAGAAGGGUGAGGUUACUUGGUCAAGGCCACGCAGCCAGUAGAUGAAAAGUCAGUGGUCUCUGAAGCAACAUCAGGCCAUCUGACUUGCAGUCAGAGCAAGGCCAUUCAUGGGCAGGGGUAUUUCCUGAUGAUUAUAGCAUUUUGAAAAGUGAUAAAUUCUUUCUAAAGGCUUGAGCCACCUAAAUAGCACUUCUGUGAUUUCAUUAUUUUUAAGUUUUUAUUGUUGUUUCUUUUUGAGAUGGAGUCUCACAAUAUAUCCUUGGCUGGCCUGAAACUUGCUAUGUAGAUUAUUCUGGUCUUGAAUUCAUAGAGAUCCAUCUGCCUCUUCCUCCUAGAAUGAUGGAAUUAAAGUUGUACGCCUGUCUCUACGGGUUGUAAUUUUCAAAGGUGGUGGCAUUUUGUAAUGAUAAAUGAAGGGGGAAAGGAAAGGAUGCUGAUAUUAUUUUAUUUUUUCAUUGUGUAUAUGUGUGUAAUGUGCAUGUGUGUGCAGGUAUGUUUGACCAUACAGAUGUAUAUAGAAGCCAAAAGUCAACACUGAGUGUCUUCCUUAACCACUCCUCCACCUUAUUUCUUGAAACAGGGUCUCUCACUGAACUUGGAGAUGGCUGGUGCUGUUAGACUAGCUGGCCAACAAGCCCUGGGAUCUGUGCCCCCCAGCACUGAGGUUAUAGAUGUACAGUGCCACGCCUGGCUGUUAUCUAUGAACUUGCCAAAUGAGGACCAGUGGGACGAAACCACCUGUGGCUCGGCAGUUUGUCAGCAUCCACAAUGCUGGACAUCUCUCCGACGGAUCGAGAGGGGCCAUCCUAGGAUCCUGGACUCAUCCAGCAAAUCUUCCCGCGAAGUUGAAGAUAAACUCCCGACACUCACCAUUGUAAAUAUCACGGAUACCUGCUUGUGGUCCAAGCAGAGGGUGGUUCAGCGACCACGAUCAGAAUUUACCUUCCCUAAGGAGCGGUCUUUACUGUGGAAACCAACCUGCAGACGUCAUGGCAGGUCUCCGAAGGCUUUACGUGACAAGGGUGUACCUGGCCUUUCUAGUCCUCCCACACUUUCAGUGUUGAAUCUGAAUGAGGCAAAACUUCCUUUUUCCGAAGAUGUUGGAAACUUGGUGGUAACCUGGGUUCCAGAAGAAACAGAGAAGAACAUAAGCUGGCCUGGGAAGAAGAGAAAGAAACCGAGAGAGAAAACCAAGCCAUCUCUGUAUUUCUCUGGAAGACAGUAUGCAUCGACGUACUCGAGAAGUCCAGGGGUGAUUGUCCCUCCUCCCUCUCCAGUGCACUUUUUUGACCCAUUAAGUUCCCAAGUCAUACCUCUAUGGGCCCAGGUCGACAUGCUUCCCCAGGAUCUACUGAAGGAGUGCUUUUUGGCACAUGAGAAGACCAUGACUAGUCCUGAGGUGAAGACAGAGUUGGCCAAGAUGAGAAAGAAUCUUCCCCCAGAAAAGAGCCGACCAGUCAGCGCUGUCUCCUCUAAGAUGUAUCUAACUAUACACCGCAUCACCCUGCAAAGACCAUCGUUGCGGUACCCUGAACAUCUGAGGAAGCUGCAGUACAACCUGAAGAGAAGGGAAGGAUCUCCCGGGCCUGACUCUUCAGGUUUCAGGAAGCAGCAGCAGAGGAAGAUGAAAACCUCUACUACGAGACAGGAGGCUAAGAAGAAAGCCCAGAUUGAUGUUGAGGUCCAGCGCAGUAUGAGUCAGAUAAUCCCAUCAGUAGAGGAAGAUGAGCAAAAGCUGGAGGAGCAGGAAGAGGAGGCGACAAAAGCCUUUGUGAAACAUGCUUCCGUAGAGGAAACAUCGGAUUAUGACCUCAGCAGCUACUACACAGACUACUCUUCCUUUCCAGAGAGCCCUGUUCUAUAUGAGCCGGUUUACGAAGACAUUGGUGACGUGGAUGAGACUAUGGUGGGAAUGAUGACUUCCAGCCAAAACACUAGCCCCAGGAGUGUGUCUGGAAGUAUGGACAAAGGCAGCUGGAACCCUGACCUCAAACUGCUGAGGAUUCUUCAGGCCCAUGUUGAGGAAGAUGAGGAGAACCAUCUUUCUAGGGCACAGAGUGAGGCAUCUCUGGAUGCUUAGGCUGGAGACGUCACAUGGGGCAGCCUUAGCUGGAACAGUUCUUGGUAUUUUGAGGACAACAACCUUGGACGUAGGAUAGAGAAGAGACUUGUUCUCUGGAUUCCUUCAGCAGGACCAGGACUCAGAGACCCUGCUUUCUUCAUUUGCUUCUUACCUCCAAAAUGAGUGAGAAAAAAGCCCUAAACCUGCUCAAUAUGGGAAAUUUUUCCAGGGCAGAGUAUUUCCACGAUUAAACACAAUCCCUUCUAUCGAAAGACUUGUGCUCUAUUUCCAGGAAGGGAGGAGGUAGUGCUUCCUUGUGUCUGUUUUCUGGGUCCCCUUUAUUUCUCUUCUGAAAUCUUUGUAGUGAUGGGAAGCUGGAUUCAGCUAUGGGAAGGAACCUCUAUAAUAUCCCUAAAUGCUCCUCUCCUUCCCUGGAGAUGGCUUCAUUUGGUGAUGGGGCCUGCGCCGUUAUCAGGUGGUGGUCACUGUAUGGUACUCCCUCCUUAAAGUUUAUCUUAUCUACAGAUAGUUCAGUGUGGAUCUCUAAAAGAAAAGUGUGAAACAUCUAAAAAUUAUCUCAUUCCACAGAAUUCAUAUUGAUUGCUUGAGUCCACAUAUCCAAGCAUAUUCAAAUUUCCAUGUCUUACUAAGUUUUUUAACAGUUGACAUAUUCAUAUUAGAAUUCAAACAAGCUCCAUAAGUUGCAUUUUCUCACUAUGCUCUAGUCUCUUUUAAUUUGUGCACCCUCCUCCCUUUUCUUUCUCUUUUCCUAGAAUUUAUUCCAACUCAGAAGAGCUUGCUUUCUAGUUUCUAAGAAAUCUAGUCUUCAGGGAAAUUUCAAUGUUUUACAAAGACCCAGAAUUCCAAAGUCUCAGGAGACUUCUAACUUGGUUUUUGGAUGGAUUUUUUUCCAUUGUGUUUAGUCCUUAAAAAAACCUUUACUAUUAAAAAACCUCCUGAAAUAUUUUAACCUGUAAAAUUUGAAAAUUGUAUAAAAAUACAAUACAAUACAAUACAAUACAAUAUAAUAUAGCAAAACUCUAAGUUCCCACUACCUGGGAUAUUGUUAAGAAAGGCCCUUGGUUGGGUUGAACCACAUACUUUAGAAAGACCUACUGUUGUUUUGUUUUGUUUUUCUAGCUAAUGUUAUUUCUCAUGGAAGGAGAAGUCUAUAAGGUCAAUGACAAGCAUACCUUCUUUUAAAAUGUAAUUCUUAAAAUUCUUAGAGAACUUCAUAAUGCAUACCAUGUAUUUUAGUCAUAUUAACCCCUCCAUCCCCCAAGCAUACCUUUUUGAAGUCUCGUUUCUUUUGUAUUUGACCACUGGUGUCUGGAACCCUAGAAUUCGCUGUCUAAAUGGUCUCAUGCUUGCUUCCAUGGCCUCUGCAAGGCGCUUUUCUGAGCCCACCAUCUAUGUGUGUACUGCUGGGUUUGAGGUGGCUAAGAGAGGCUGGUUAGAGGGCAUGCAGCCAGAGCUUGGGCAUGGGGAUUGGGGCAUCUGCAGGUGUCACCAGUCAGAAUGGGAGCUAGAGACGUGAAGGACGGACCCCGCAUGGACUUAGGCUGGUUCUUCUAUUGCACUGGAUGACAGAGGUGGCAUCUCAGGAAGUGGGAGGCUUGACUGAGGAUGGACUUUUAGUUCAUGAGAAUAGACUGGAGUCUUAGUUGCUUUUCUAUUGUUGUGAUAAGACACAAUGACCAAGGCAAUUUAUAAAACGAAGUGUUUAAUUUGCUCUCACAGUUUCAGGGGCUUAGAGUCCAUGAUGAUGGAUCAAAGUCACGGCAGAAAGAACCACUAUGAGCUUAUAUCUUGAUCUGGGAGUAUGAGGCAGAGAGGGAGAAAGCACUGGGCAUCGUGCAAGUCCUUGGAAGCCUCGAAGCCAGUCCCCAGUGACACACCUCCUCCAUCCAGGCCAUACCUCCUAAUCAUUCCCAAACAGUUCCACCAACUGAGGACCAAAUAUUCAGAUGUAUGGGCCCAUGGGGCCAUUCUCAGUCAAACACCACAACUGAUCAAGUAGGAGGGGAGUAUGUGGUAUCUUGACUUAUAAUUCUUACAUGCUCAAACAAACUUAGUAGAACGGGUUUUGUACUCUUCUCCUGGAUCCUGAGGUAGUUAGGAUUGCGGGCAGGUGAGAUGGCUCGGUGUUGAAAGUACUCGCAGUGCAAGACUGAAGACCCACACUCGUUCCUCCAGUCCCACAGUGGAAGGACAGAACUGACUUCUGAAGGUUGUCCUUUGGCUUCCCUGUGUAUGACAUGGCUCAUACCUGCCUGCACUCAUACCUACAAACCACAAAUACACAAUAAAUUAAAUAAAAUUUAAGAAAAAGUUGGGUAAUGCUGUGGGAUGUUCUGUAUGCUGUGAAUAUGUGUUGCUCUGAUCGGUUGAUAAGUAAAGCUGUUUGGCCAAUGGUGAGGCAGAACAAGGUUAGGCGGGACAUUCUAACUAGAGAGAGAGGAAGGAGAAGGACAGAGCAGAGGACGCUGCUAGCCACUGCCAGAAGAAGCAAGGUGUAAAGGUACCGGUAAGCUGCUAUGGAACGUCAUUCUGUAUGCUGUGAAUGUGUAUUGCUCUGAUUGGUUGAUAAAUAAAACGCUGAUUGACCAGUAGCCAGACAGGAAGUAUAGGUGGGAUAAGCAGACAAGGAGAAUUCUGGGAAGAGGAAGGCUGAGUCAGAGAUACCAGCUUGGCUGUCCAGGGAGAAGCAUGUAAUGGCACACAGGUAAAGCCACAGAACACGUGGCGACAUAUAGAUUAACAGAAAUGGGCUGAGUUUAAGUGUAAGAGCUAGCCAGUAGGAAGCCUGAGCUAAUGGCCGAGCAGUUUUAAUUAAUGUAAGCCUCUGUGUGUUUAAUUGGGUCUGAGCGGCUGCGGACUGGGCGGGACACAGGAAAACUUUCAGCUACAGGGUAAGAUUGUGCAUGUCUUGUGCAGACAGCCUCAACUGCUGUGAAGUCAUGAGCUGUCUGACAUAGGAGCUGGGAACUGAACUGGAGUCUUCCCCAAGAGCAGUAUGCACCCUUAACCACUGAGCCAUCUCGCCAGCCCCUUAGUGUCCUUUGUCUAACUAUACCGUCUAGUAUAGUGUUGACGGAGUGGUGAAAACAGACAUCCUUGUCUUACUAUUGAUCUUAGGAGAAAAAAGAUACUUUUACCACAAAGUAUGUUGUUAGCUGUGGGUCUUUUAAUAGAAGUCUUUAUUAGAUUAUUUUUUCUACUACCCUUAACUUGUUGAGAAUUGUUUUGUUCUUUAACUGUGAAAAGAUAUUGGAGUUUGUAAUUUUGUUGUUUUUCUAUUGUAAGGAGUAUAUAUUUUUGUUUUUUUUAUUCUAUUAAUAUAGUAUAGAUUUUUUUUUUGGCUGUUAAACCAACCUGCAUUCCUGGGAUAAUGCCACUUGACUGUGGUGUAUGGCUAUUUUUAUAUGUCUUUGGAUUCAAUUUGCUAGCUUAUUUUUAAGAUAGGAUCUCACUGUGUACUUGGGUUGGUGUAUCAAUUAUUAUGUAGCUGAGGCUGGUCUCAAACUUACACUCCUCCUGCCUCUGCCUCCUGAGCAGCUGGAUUACAGGCUUCAGCCACCAUGCUCUCUAGCCCUAAUGGCUGUAACUUGGUUGUGAUGUCCCUAGUUUGGGUAUUAAAGACUCAUAAGUUGGGAAGUUUAUGUAUUUAUUUGUUGAUAUUCUUUGUCUUUUUGGGAGAGUUGGUGAAAUAUUUAAUUCUUUAACUUUUGGUAGAAUGUGCCCAUGAAGCAAUAUGGGCUAGGCUUUUCUUUUGGGGUAGUUUUUUUGUUUUUUAAUUAUAAACUCAACCCAUUGUUAUAAGUCUUUAGAAUACCUAUUUAUUUAUUUUUUAUUUAUAUUUUAUGUGUUUGGGAGUUUUAUCUGCGUGUAUGUCUGUGCACUACGUGCAUGCCUGGUGCCUUUGGAGGCCCCAGAACUGGAGUUCCAGAUAGUUGUGAGCUGCCAUGUGGGUGUUGGGAAUUGAACCCAGGUCCUCUGAAAGAGCAGCCAGUGCUCUUAACUGCCUAGCCAUCAUUCCAGCUCUGUUUCUUCUUUAGUCUGUUUUUGUAGUUUCUAAAUAUUUGUCGCUAUUUCAUCUAAACUAUCAUUUCUUAGCAUACUGUUAUAUGUUAUUUCUUUGUAAUCACUUUUUGUGUGUGUGUGUGGGUUCAAGACAGGAUUUCUUUGUGUAGCCCUGCCUGUCCUAGAACUCACUGUGUAGACAAGGCUGGUCUGAACUCACAGAAAUCCACAUGCCUCUGCCUCCCAAGUGUGGGGAUUAAAGGCAUUCGCCACCACUGCCAGGAUGUAUAUAUAUGUUAUUUCUUAUGAUCCCUUUUAUUUCUGAAGGUUGGCAGUAAUGUGUCCCCGUUCUUCCUAUGCCUGGCUCUCUUUCCGUAGCCUAGCCUGGCUCUUAACUUACUGUGAGCUGAAGAUGACUUUGAAGUCCUGAUCCUCUGCCUCUCCCUCCUGAGAGCUCCGAGUAUAGUCAUUUGCUUCCUGGCUCGUGUCCCCUAUCAUUCCUGAUUAGUAGAAUCAGAACUAAGUCUUCCUUUUUUCUUUUGUUUAUUUGUUUGUUUUGUUGAUUAGCUAAUGAUCUGUCAGCAUUAUUUAAAUUUUCGAAGAGCAAACUUUGGUUUUCUUUGUUUAUUCCAUUAAAAACAUUCUCUAUGGUUUCCAA
Molecule: messenger RNA, 9455 nt
Organism: Peromyscus californicus insignis
Lineage: Eukaryota; Metazoa; Chordata; Mammalia; Rodentia; Cricetidae
Gene: CUNH9orf43
Product: chromosome unknown C9orf43 homolog
Exons: 14
Coding region: 3314-4792 (492 amino acids)
Source: RefSeq, a predicted model, not a curated record